Molecule: messenger RNA, 1140 nt
Organism: Nerophis lumbriciformis (worm pipefish)
Lineage: Eukaryota; Metazoa; Chordata; Actinopteri; Syngnathiformes; Syngnathidae
Source: RefSeq, a predicted model, not a curated record
AUGGAAGGAAAGCAGCUGAGUGACCCGCUAAACAAGAUAUCACUGAUUAAAGAUGAUCUCAGUAUGGCAAACAUGGAGUCUACCAGCGACUAUGAAAAAACAAUCCAGCGCUUGAAUGAGGAGCUUGGAAAAGCACAGGAUCAGGCCAACACCGAGAGGCACAAAUGCAUGGAGUUAGAGGAAAUCCUCAAUAAAGAGAGAAAAGACAAGAAACAACAAGCUGAAGAAUCGGCGAAACAGAUCAAACAACUUCAAGGUCAGCUGCGGCAGCUCCAAGAUGAAGUGGAUGUCCUCAGAGAGAAGACAGAUGUCUCCUCUGAUUUAUCUGACGAGCUACAAAGUUCACGUGAUGAGGUGAAGUCACUUAAACGUACCCUGGAGGAAGCAUCCGCUGAGCGGGACCGUGACGUCAGCGCAAUCGAGUUUAACCUGGCAACAGUCUCCAAGGAUUUAGAAAAAUGGCGUCAGACUGCCAGUAAAUACGAACGUGAGAUUGAUGACCUGCAGCGGGAUCUCCAACAGCAGGGCAAGCAGUGGCAGAAAACUGCAGAAAUACAAGCCAACGAGCUGCAGUCCAUGCAGGUGGAGUGUAAUGGCCUUCAGAAGGAGUGUUCUAUUCUGAGAUCUGAGAAACAGGAAUUAGUGAAUAAGCAUCAGAAAGAAAAGAGCAGUCUGCAAAGUGAGUGCACUUCCCUUCGGGCAGAAAAAGAGGAACUCAAUAAGAAACAGCAGCAGCUGGAGAAAGAACUUGUCAGCUCUCGUGCCCAGAAUGCAGAGCUGAGCAAUAGCCUGAAAAGCCUUGAGAGCGCACAGCAGGAGCUGGAAAAGAAGUUGGUUGCAGUGGAGCGCCAGCACCAGCAGGAAAGUAGUAAGCUGCAAACCCAACUGGAUGAAGCAUAUAGCCGCGAGAAGACACUGCAGAGAGAGAAUGAGGAGACCAAAACAGAACUGAGUGACCUAAAGGAAGAAUAUGAGAAGGCUGAGCAGGAGAAGCAGUCACUUGUGAAUGAACUGCAGGAGUGCAAAGCCAUCAUGAAGGAGUUACAGGAGAGCGGAACAAAGAAGCCGUGGAUGAUCUGGGGGCCUGUGGUUGCUGUGGCUCUAACAGCUGUGACUGCUGCUGCACUCUUUAAGACCUGA